AUGAGGGCAUGGAAGUGUCAGGGGGACGUGGAUAGUAUGUGGGAUAGGGUGGCAGGUUGCAUUAAGGAGACUUCUAGAGAGGUUUUGGGUGUCUCUAGGGGAUGGUUUGGCCGGUAUCAGGGGGACUGGUGGUGGAAUGAAAAAGUUAAGAAGAAGGUGGAGACGAAGAAGACGGCUUACAUUAAGUUGGUUGAGAGUAAGGAAGAAAAGAAGAAGUGGGUGUGUAGGGAGGAGUACAAACUUGCUAAGAAAAAGUCUAAGUUAGCAAUUACGACUGCUAAGACAAUAGUGUUUGACAGACUUUAUUCGGGUUUAGAGGAGAGAGAUGGGGAAAAGAGGUUAUAUAGGCUUGCCAAAACUAGGGAGCAUAAGGGUCGGGAUCUGGACCAAGUGAAGUGCAUUAAAGGAGAGGAUGGAAAAGUUUUAGUAGAGGACGUUCUAAUUAAGAAAAGAUGGCAGUCGUAUUUCAAUAAGCUCCUGAAAGAUGAGGGGGACAGAGUUGAGGAAAUAUGUGAGGCUAUUUGCAAGAUGCGAAAGGGCAGGGCGACGGGGCCCGAUGAGAUUCCAAUGGACUUUUGGAAGUAUGCUAGCGGAGCAGGAUUGAGGUGGCUAACCCAUUUGCUUAUUAAUAUUUUCAAGACCGCUAAGAUGCCUGAGGCAUGGAGAUGGAGUAUGGUAAUUCCUUUAUAUAAGAACAAGGGAGACAUUCAAAGUUACAACAACUACCAUGGUAUUAAGUUGUUGAGUCACACGAUGAAGAUUUGGGAGAGGGUGCUGGAGUGGAGGUUAAGGAAGAUAGUGCCAUUUUGGAGAAUCAAUUUGGAUUUAUGCCUGGUCGAUCAACGACUGAGGCAAUUCGACUUAUGCGGAGGCUGGUAG
Molecule: messenger RNA, 879 nt
Organism: Capsicum annuum
Lineage: Eukaryota; Viridiplantae; Streptophyta; Magnoliopsida; Solanales; Solanaceae
Exons: 2
Coding region: 1-879 (292 amino acids)
Source: RefSeq, a predicted model, not a curated record